AUGAAUAUAAAUAAGCUAAAAUCAAUAUUUACCCUAGGCGGAUCUACCAAUACUAGCAUGCAGUCUACAAUCGGCUCAGCUAGAAGAAAAGUAUCUACACUGCUGCUUUAUAGCACUAAUAAUUUGCCAAUGGGCACAAACGCACACAGAUAUAUAACACUUGGCGCGAAUAAACCUGAAAUAAAGAAGGCAGUGGACAAUAUAAAAAAAGAGAAAGACCAAAAAGAAGCAAAAAGCCAUUUUUACAUGUACUCUCCAAAGUUCUUACAUGGAAAGCUUCCUCGCAUUAUAGCUAGAAAUGCAAAAAUCGAUAUUUCUAGUACUGUAGAACCAGUACAUAUAGACUUGCUCAACAGUAUAACUGAGCAUGUUCUAGAAGGAAUAAUACGGAUGAAUAUGGUGACAGCUAAUGGAAUUUUAACAUCUGAGUGCCCUAUUACUGCAGACUAUCGAAACUUCUUUGCAAAUAACGAUAACACACAGAUAACUAUUAAUAAAGUUGUUGAGAAUGGGUUCCUGCCAAUUGUUAGUAAAAGAGUCAAUGCAUGGUACGCCCAUCUUCUCUCUCUGCCAGACUUUGAUGUUAUUGAAUACCUAACCCACGUUAGGCAGCUUUUUAUUGAACAUGCUUUUAUAAACCACUUUAACAAGCCCAUUGAACUUAUUAACCUAGAAAAGUUUGUAUCUAUGUUAGAUGAAGAGCGUGUAGACAUCCAUGGCCAUUCCAUAAAUCUGUUUGAAAGGAACCAGAACGGUGUUUAUAACAUAGAUCGUGCAUUGGAACUGCUUGAGUCUAACAAACACAAUUUAGAGAUUCCUUUCUGCCCAGAAAACUCUCAAUUCUAUGACACCCUGUGUGAGCAGGACAGAAACCUACUUCUUGAGCUUAGCAAAAACUGGAUUUUUGUAAAAGAAAUUCUUUCAGCUUUGCACAAAAUAAUUGACCCAAAGAAUGAAUAUGUAGACAUUAACUAUCUGAUUGGCAUCCAUUCCCAAACCGAAGUGCAAAGAAUAUCUAUGAAAAGCCCAGCAGAUUGCCAUGUUGGAAACUUGGUUGAUCGAAAGGUUUUAAAAAAGUAUAUAUCCGGUAGAAGUUACCCUAUACUCAUUUCUGAAUAUAUUUCAGACAGAGUGAACCAAUUUAGAAUUUCAGUAGAAAACACUAAGCCCACACAGUAUAAAAACUUUGUUUAUAAAGCAAAGAACUCUAUUCGUUCUGGUUUCUUAUUUGCUGCUACACUAAUAGCUGGCAGCGGUGGAAUCCUAUACUAUAACAGAGGAGUAUUAUAGUUUAUUGGAAAC
Messenger RNA from Nematocida parisii ERTm1, 1302 nucleotides. RefSeq lists its product as uncharacterized. The record is from RefSeq and is a predicted model, not a curated record. The transcript has a single exon. Lineage: Eukaryota; Fungi; Microsporidia. The coding region runs from base 1 to 1290 and encodes 429 amino acids.